Messenger RNA from Engraulis encrasicolus (European anchovy), 3998 nucleotides. RefSeq names its product klotho (gene kl). The transcript has 9 exons. Lineage: Eukaryota; Metazoa; Chordata; Actinopteri; Clupeiformes; Engraulidae. The record is from RefSeq and is a predicted model, not a curated record. Gene Ontology annotation, biological process: carbohydrate metabolic process; fibroblast growth factor receptor signaling pathway. Gene Ontology annotation, molecular function: fibroblast growth factor binding; hydrolase activity, hydrolyzing O-glycosyl compounds; fibroblast growth factor receptor binding. Bases 85 to 3024 code for a protein of 979 amino acids.
ACAGGCGCGUGCAGAGAUGAGGCAAAAUGCUACAACAACAACAAAAUGUUUCUUAAUGUAGUCUAUGUAUGAAGUAAAAGGGAAAUGAAAAACAUUGCCGCGUUGUUGGUAGGCCUACUUAUUUUCUGCGGCAUAACAUGGACAUCUGCCAGUGCCGGAGAUGGGCUGCGCACCUGGGAGAGGUUCAAACGGCUGUCUUCUCCCGGGGACGAGGCGUUUUUGUACGACACAUUUCCAGAAAACUUCAUGUGGUCAGUGGGCACUGCCGCUUACCAGGUCGAAGGGGCUCACGACAAGGAUGGGAAAGGGCUGUCAAUCUGGGACACCUUCAACCGAGGUGGGACUCGGAUAGUGAAGGGAGACGUUGGGAGCGAUAGCUAUCACAACAUCCCCGCUGAUAUCCGCGCCCUGGAACUUCUUGGCGUGAGUCACUAUCGCUUCUCUCUCUCCUGGUCGAGAAUUUUCCCGAAUGGAAGUCUGAGCAGCUACAACGAAAAAGGAGCAAACUAUUACAAAAAGCUGAUUAACAGUUUGAAGGAAAUUAAAGUGGAGCCUGUAGUUACAAUCUAUCAUUGGGAUUUGCCCGAGAACCUACAGGCUGUCUUUGGUGGUUGGGGUAAUCCUAUGCUCGUGGAUUUAUUCAAAGAGUAUGCAGGAUUUUGCUUCAAAACGUACGGCGAUGAUGUAAAAUACUGGAUCACAAUUGACAAUCCAUUUGUGGUUGCUUGGCAUGGAUAUGGGACAGGGAAGGCAGCCCCUGGAAUAAAGAAUGACCUGGACUUGCCUUACACAGUUGGGCACAAUCUCCUCAAGGCCCAUGCUGCAGCUUGGCACACCUAUGACAAACACUACCGGGCCAAGCAAGGGGGAAAGGUAUCGAUGGCGCUGGCCUCGCACUGGGUAAAGCCCAGCCGGAACCGGCCAGAGAGCCGCUGGGCCUGCCAGUGCUCGCUGGAAUUCGUGCUGGGCUGGUUCGCGCACCCCCUCUUCGUGGACGGCGACUACCCGCCAUGCAUGCGGCAGGAGCUCUCCGACGACCUCCCCGUCUUCACGGCAGCGGAGAGGCAGCACAUCCGCGGCACUGCCGACUUCUUUGCCCUCUCUCACGGGCCGUCGCUCAGCUUUCAGCUCAACGCCAGUUUUCUUUUUGGGCAGCAGGAAGUGUUGGAUUUGCGAAUGCUGUUGUAUUGGAUUCACAGCCAGUACAGCAGGCCGCCCAUUUUUGUGGUGGAGAGCGGUUGGUUUGUGCAGACCACCACUAAAACAAAGGAUGCCAUGUACAUCACAUACCUAAAGAGGUUUAUAAUGGACACACUGAAAUCCAUCAAGUACGACAAUGUGACGGUGAUUGGCUACACGGCCUGGUCUUUGCUGGACGGCUUCGAGUGGUAUCGGGAGUACGCCAUCCGGCGCGGGCUCUACUACGUGGACUUCAACACGCCUAACCUGCGCAGGGAGCCCAAGACCUCCGCCACCUUCUACGGCAAGGUCAUCGAGAAGAACGGCUUCCCCCUGCUGCCCGAACACCAGCCCGUCCAGGGUGUCUUCCCCUGCAACUUCGCCUGGGGGGUGGCUGCCAAUCAAGUAGAGAUCGACACCACCCCUACCCAGUUCGCGGACCCCGGCGUCUACAUGUGGAACAGCUCUGGCAACGGGGAACUGCUGCGUCUGGAGGGGGUCAUGGCCCCUCCCCUCCGGCCCGUCCGACACUGUGUGGACUACGCCUCCAUCCGCCAGCAGGUGGCAGACGUGCGGCGCCUGCGCGUCUCGCACUUCCACUUCUCCCUCAACUGGUCGUCCAUCACGCCCACAGGGCGCGCGUCCGAGGCCAACACCACCCUGCUGGCCUACUACCACUGCUUCGUCAGCGAGCUAAGCCGAGCCAACGUCACACCUGUAGUUACCCUGUGCCACCACACGGAGCGCUCUAGCAUUCCACCACAACUGGAGGGCGGCUGGGAGAGCAAAGACACUGUGCAGGCGUUUGCCGAGUACGCGCGGCUCUGCUACCACUGGCUGGGCGAGCAUGUGAAGAUGUGGAUUACCGUGUCGGAGGCCAACGUGGACAGCCUAGGCUUCACCGCGGGCCACCACGUGCUCUUGGCACACGCCACGGCCUGGCGCCUGUAUGACCGCGAAUUCCGCCCGCGGCAUGGUGGGCGCGUGUCCCUGGCGCUCUACAUGGACUGGAUGGAGCCCGCUGUGUCUUUCAGCCGACAGGACGUGGAGCCAGCCGAGCGCGUCCUCGCCUUCAAGGUGGGCUGGUUCGCCGAGCCCGUGUUUGGCCGAGGGGAGUACCCGCCGCUGAUGCGCCGCUGGCUGCAGCACCGCAACUCCAUGGACCUGAUCAGCUACCAGCUGCCUGUCUUCACGGAGGAGGAGCGGAGGCUGGUCAGGGGCACCUACGACUUCUUCGCCCUCACCCACUACACCACCUGGAUGGUCAUGGACGGCACCUCGCACAAGAUGCUGGAGGUGCAGCUGUCCAACGACGCCACCUGGGUGAAGGCGCGCUUGGACGGGGCCUCGGUGGUGCCCUUCGGUCUGCGCAAGGCCCUGGGCUGGGUGCACACCCACUACCGCGACGUGCCCGUCUACAUCAUGGCUAACGGGGUGAAGGAAGAGCCGGCACACUUCAAGGACAGCCUGCGCGUGUACUACCUGUACAACUACAUCAACGAGGCUCUGAAAGCCUACAUCUUAGAUGGGGUGAAUCUACAGGGCUACUUCGCGUACGCCCUUAACGACCGUCUGGACCCGGGCUUUGGCAUGUACGGCCAUGUGCAGGGGGAAGUGAUUGAGAAGGCGUCGCUAGGCAACUACCGCCACAUCAUCGCCCACCAUGGCUUCCCCGACCCGGACGCGCCCCUGCAGCAGUGCCCGGGACACCCCGACGACACCUGCCACUUCCACGGCUGCCAGCUAUUGGCCAAGCGUUCGGUGGUGGGCUUCCUGUCAUUGGUGGGUUCGGCGCUGGUUCUCACCAUGGGCCUGACGCUGUACUACGCCACCAGGAGGCACUGAGACACAUGGGCACGCACAGGCACUUAUAAACACGCACGCAAGAACGCACACACACAGACACACACACACACACACACACACACACACACACACACACACACAAAAUACUGCCACAUACAGUAUACAGUACACACACACACACAUGUAGGCUACACAUACAGACACUCCUUUAUUUUUUUGCUACUCGUCUAUCUCUGCUUGUUGCGGUACUGGAUAUACAGUAGAACUGUGAGACAUAGAGACAUUGACAUUGUGAGACAUUGUCGUAGUGGUAGACAAGCUUCUGUCGCAAAAGGGAAACAUCACACAGUGGUGUUUGUCCAUCUUGAUGUGACAAUAUGACUUCUAUUCAGUAGUGGAAAUUAUUGGUAUGUACUAAUACAUGUACUGAAUAUGAAAAUAUAUGACACUGAGAACAAGAAUCUGCGAUGAUGGUCUGGGUUUUUUUAAUGAAGCGAUUCACCAAGCUUACUUACAGUAAUGUGAUUAUAGUUCAUUUAAGUGUUUUCAGAAGUGUCUCACAAUGUUAUGACACUGAUGAUUGAACUACUAAAACGAUUUAGGAAACAUUGUUGCGAAAACUAUUUAGUGUCUCUUCGACUUUUUUGACAAAGGAAGACAGGCCAAUAUUGACAUCAUUGUGUGUUUUUACAGACAUUACAUUACAUGUGAUGCUGCCCUACUUGCCAGGAGGCAAAAUGGGCAGUAAGUAAGUACGUACAUUACAUUUGAAGACAUUACAUUGUACUCCGUAAAAUUUGUCUAAGUGAAUAUCACUGAGGUAAAAUAGUAGAAAAAAAUGCUGUUAUAUAAUUUUCUUGCGCUCCAUACUGUAUGCUAUUGAUGCUACCUUUUCCUAUAGCUUUGCUCUGUGUUUCAUGAUUAUAAAAAAGAAUAUAUUGUGAAAUAUUGAAAUUUAAUAUAAUUCCUGCCAUAUCUCUAUUUGUUUUGAGCAACCUGUGCCUUUAAAAUAA